AUGGACCUCAGAGUUGGCAGAAAAUACCGGAUCGGCAGGAAAAUAGGAAGCGGGUCGUUUGGAGACAUAUAUCAUGGAACAAACCUCAUCAGUGGGGAGGAAGUGGCCAUAAAGCUGGAGUCGAUCCGUUCGCGGCAUCCGCAGCUGGACUAUGAGUCGCGAGUCUACAAGUAUCUGAGCGGCGGAAUCGGCAUCCCUUUCAUACGGUGGUUUGGCCGUGAGGGCGAAUAUAACGCCAUGGUGAUCGACCUUUUGGGCCCUUCGCUGGAGGAUCUUUUCAACUACUGCCACCGCAAAUUCUCGUUCAAGACCGUGAUGAUGUUGGCGCUGCAGAUGAUUUGUCGAAUCCAGUACAUACACGGAAGAUCAUUUAUCCACCGGGACAUCAAGCCUGAUAACUUCUUGAUGGGGGUUGGACGUCGUGGAUCUACCGUGCAUGUGAUUGAUUUUGGUCUAUCAAAGAAGUACCGUGAUUUCUCCACUCAUCAUCAUAUUCCAUAUCGUGAAAACAAAAAUCUGACGGGUACGGCUCGUUACGCCUCAGUGAACACGCAUUUGGGAAUUGAACAGUCGCGCAGGGAUGACCUAGAGAGUUUGGGAUACGUUUUGAUCUAUUUCUGUAAGGGUUCGUUGCCUUGGCAGGGCUUAAAGGCCAAUACCAAACGUCAAAAGUACGAUCGCAUCAUGGAAAAAAAACUGUGCAUUAGUGUUGAGCAACUGUGUGCAGGUUUGCCAGUCGAGUUUGUAGAAUACAUGCGGUACUGCCGUAAUUUGAGAUUCGACGAAAGACCUGAUUACUUGUACUUGGCGCGUCUGUUCAAAGACCUCAGUAUCAAGCUGGAUUAUCACAAUGACCAUCUUUUUGACUGGACCAUGCUAAGGUAUACUAAGGCGAUGAUUGAAAAACAGCGUGCCUUGGGAGAAUUACCCGUGCCAGAGGAGACCAAGGAUGAGGAUUCUAAACAGGAUACUUUUAACAGAGUCAAACAACUCGCUAUGAAAAAGUUCUCUACUCAUUUCCAUUACUGUAGAUCGGACGAUAAGCACCACCCCUCUCCUGAUGAGAUCAAGGAGCAAACGGUGCAAAACAACCAAGUGGCUUCGUCCAUUCCGCAAGAUCUAUUGAGCGCUAUCGAUAAAGAUAUGGACAAUUUAAAGCAAAACGUAGCGCAGGCCUCUGAAGCCUCGCCCCAACCACAACAGCCGCAACCACAAAAAUUCGACCUGCAGCAGGAACAUCAACAACAGCAGCAGCAGCAGCAGUCACAACAACAAACCACCACAGGCUUCCACCAGCAAGGCGCAAUAGCGGAGCCGCUCCUUCAGCGCCAAAAAAGUUCCGACUACGAUGAUCUCAAGCGCACCGUAGACAUGCUGAAUGGUGGGAAUAUCCAGCAGCAACAACAGGCACGCAAACCCCCUCAAAACAGUACGCAAUAUCCGCCUGCGAACUCCAGACCUUCCGGCGGAGACAUAUGGCUGUAG
Molecule: messenger RNA, 1485 nt
Organism: Lachancea dasiensis
Lineage: Eukaryota; Fungi; Ascomycota; Saccharomycetes; Saccharomycetales; Saccharomycetaceae
Source: the annotation of a GenBank genome assembly